AUGAUUGUGCUAUUAUUCUUUGCCUUGCUCUGGAUGGUGGAAGGAGUCUUUUCCCAGCUUCACUACACGGUGCAAGAGGAGCAGGAACAUGGCACUUUCGUGGGGAAUAUCGCUGAAGAUCUGGGCUUGGACAUUACAAAACUUUCGGCUCGCGGCUUUCAAACGGCGCCCAACUCUCGGACCCCUUACUUGGACCUCAACCUGGAGACCGGGGUGUUGUACGUGAAUGAGAAGAUUGACCGCGAGCAAAUCUGCAAGCAGAGCCCGUCCUGCGUCCUGCACCUGGAGGUCUUCUUGGAGAACCCCUUGGAGCUGUUCCGGGUGGAGAUCGAGGUGCUGGACAUCAACGACAAUCCCCCCUCCUUCCCGGAGCCGGACUUGACCGUAGAGAUCUCUGAGAGCGCCACGCCGGGCACCCGCUUCCCCUUGGAGAGCGCAUUCGACCCAGACGUGGGUACCAACUCCUUGCGCGACUACGAGAUCACCCCCAACAGCUACUUCUCCCUGGACGUGCAGACCCAGGGGGAUGGCAACCGAUUCGCCGAGCUGGUGCUGGAGAAGCCUCUGGACCGAGAGCAGCAGGCGGUGCACCGCUACGUGCUGACCGCGGUGGACGGGGGAGGAGGGGGAGGCGGAGAAGGAGGAGGAGGCGGCGGCGGGGGAGGGGGCUUGCUCCCCCAGCAGCAGCGCACCGGCACGGCCCUACUCACCAUCCGAGUGCUGGACUCCAACGACAAUGUGCCCGCCUUCGACCAACCCGUCUACACUGUGUCCCUACCAGAGAACUCGCCGCCUGGUACGCUCGUGAUCCAGCUUAACGCCACAGACCCAGAUGAGGGCCAGAAUGGAGAGGUCGUGUACUCCUUCAGCAGCCACAUUUCGCCCCGGGCACGCGAGCUCUUCGGACUCUCCCCUCGCACCGGCCGGCUGGAGGUGAGCGGCGAGCUGGACUACGAAGAGAGCCCGGUGUACCAAGUAUACGUUCAAGCCAAGGACCUGGGCCCCAACGCCGUGCCUGCUCACUGCAAGGUGAUAGUGAGGGUGCUUGAUGCCAAUGACAACGCGCCGGAGAUCAGCUUCAGCACCGUGAAGGAGGCGGUGAGCGAGGGCGCGGCGCCCGGCACCGUGGUGGCCUUGUUCAGCGUAACCGACCGCGACUCAGAGGAGAAUGGGCAGGUGCAGUGCGAGCUGCUGGGGGAUGUGCCGUUCCGCCUCAAGUCUUCCUUCAAGAACUACUAUACCAUCGUGACCGAGGCCCCUCUGGACCGAGAGGCGGGGGACUCCUACACCCUGACCGUGGUGGCUCGCGACCGGGGCGAGCCUGCACUCUCCACCAGUAAGUCCAUCCAGGUGCAAGUGUCAGAUGUGAACGACAACGCACCGCGCUUCAGCCAGCCGGUCUACGACGUGUAUGUGACCGAAAACAACGUGCCAGGCGCCUACAUCUACGCGGUGAGCGCCACAGACCGUGAUGAGGGCGCCAACGCCCAGCUAGCCUACUCUAUCCUGGAGUGCCAGAUCCAGGGCAUGAGCGUCUUCACUUACGUGUCCAUCAACUCCGAGAACGGCUACCUGUACGCCCUGCGCUCCUUUGACUAUGAACAGCUCAAGGACUUCAGCUUCCAAGUGGAAGCGCGGGACGCCGGUAGCCCCCAGGCGCUGGCUGGCAACGCCACUGUCAACAUCCUCAUCGUGGAUCAGAACGACAACGCUCCUGCCAUCGUAGCCCCCCUUCCGGGGCGCAACGGGACUCCGGCGCGCGAGGUGCUGCCCCGCUCGGCUGAGCCCGGUUACCUGCUGACCCGCGUGGCCGCGGUGGACGCAGAUGACGGCGAGAACGCCCGGCUCACCUACAGCAUUGUGAGGGGUAACGAAAUGAACCUCUUCCGCAUGGACUGGCGCACCGGGGAGCUCCGUACAGCGCGCCGGGUGCCAGCCAAGCGCGACCCCCAGCGGCCUUAUGAACUGGUGAUCGAGGUGCGCGACCACGGGCAACCUCCCCUGUCCUCCACCGCCACCUUGGUGGUGCAGCUGGUGGAUGGCGCUGUCGAGCCCCAGGGCGGGGGCGGGGGCGGGGGCGGGGGGUCAGGAGAGCACCAGCGCCCCAGCCGCUCCGGCGGCGGGGAGACGUCGCUGGACCUCACCCUUAUCCUCAUCAUCGCGCUGGGCUCGGUAUCCUUCAUCUUCCUUCUGGCCAUGAUCGUGCUUGCCGUGCGUUGCCAGAAAGAGAAAAAGCUGAAUAUCUACACGUGUCUGGCCAGCGACUGCUGCCUAUGCUGCUGCUGUGGCAGCGGGGGGUCGACCUGCUGUGGCCGCCAAGCCCGGGCGCGCAAGAAGAAACUCAGCAAGUCAGACAUCAUGCUGGUUCAAAGCUCCAACGUACCCAGUAAUCCGGCCCAGGUGCCGGUGGAGGAGUCCGGGGGCUUUGGCUCCCAUCACCACAACCAGAAUUACUGCUACCAGGUCUGCCUGACCCCCGAGUCCGCCAAAACCGACCUGAUGUUCCUUAAGCCCUGCAGCCCAUCGCGGAGUACGGACACUGAGCACAACCCCUGCGGGGCCAUCGUCACCGGUUACACAGACCAGCAGCCCGACAUCAUCUCCAACGGAAGCAUUUUGUCCAACGAGACUAAACACCAGCGAGGAGAGCUCAGCUAUCUAGUUGACAGACCUCGCCGAGUUAACAGUUCUGCAUUCCAGGAAGCCGACAUAGUAAGCUCUAAGGACAGUGGUCAUGGAGACAGUGAACAGGGAGAUAGUGAUCAUGACGCCACCAACCGCGGCCAGUCAGCUGGUAUGGAUCUCUUCUCCAACUGCACCGAGGAAUGUAAAGCACUUGGCCACUCAGAUCGGUGCUGGAUGCCCUCCUUUGUCCCUUCUGAUGGACGCCAGGCUGCUGAUUAUCGUAGCAAUCUGCAUGUUCCUGGCAUGGACUCUGUUCCAGACACUGAAGUGUUUGAAACUCCAGAAGCCCAGCCCGGGGCGGAGAGGUCCUUCUCCACCUUCGGCAAAGAGAAGGCCCUUCACAGCACCCUGGAGAGGAAAGAGCUGGAUGGACUGCUGUCUAAUACACGAGCGCCUUACAAACCACCAUAUUUGAAUCAUUUUCAUUCUUUUUCUUAUUUUGUACAUUGGAAGUAA
Budorcas taxicolor (takin) is the source of this 3141-nucleotide messenger RNA. It is a transcript of the gene PCDH10, whose product is annotated as protocadherin 10. Gene Ontology annotation, molecular function: calcium ion binding. The coding region runs from base 1 to 3141 and encodes 1046 amino acids. Lineage: Eukaryota; Metazoa; Chordata; Mammalia; Artiodactyla; Bovidae. Gene Ontology annotation, cellular component: plasma membrane. Gene Ontology annotation, biological process: homophilic cell-cell adhesion. The record is from RefSeq and is a predicted model, not a curated record. The transcript is spliced from 5 exons.